GCCCAGGCGCCAGCCUGCGCGGCUCUUCGCUGAUGGAUGCUGAGCGUCGUUUCGUCGCCAGUGCCGACUCGGCCUGCUCCUCCGCCUCGGCCUCUUCCCUCGCACCCUGCUCGGAACUAUGCGGAGAAAGUCCAGGAUCCUGCUAUGCUUUGCCUUCCUCUGGGUGCUGGGGAUCGCCUACUACAUUUAUCUGGGCAACGGGACGAGCCGGAAGGAUGAGUGGAAUGCUUUGGAUCCAAAUAAGAGAAAGGAUGGUCAGAACGGCAUUGCAGAAGGAAAAGCAAAGAACGUGGAGACAUUACCACCUGGAAAAGUUAAAUGGAAAGACUUCGAUCAGGAGGCUUAUAUCGAGGCUACUUUAGUAAAGACGGGGCAAGAUCCAUAUGUGCGGAAUAAAUUUAAUCAGCUGGAGAGUGACAAGCUGAAGAUGGAUAGAAAUAUUCCAGACACCAGGCACGAUCAAUGUCGGCGGAAGCAGUGGAGAACUGACUUGAUAGCAACGAGUGUAAUCAUUACCUUUCACAAUGAAGCGAGAUCAGCAUUGCUACGCACUGUUGUCAGUGUGCUUAGAAAAAGUCCUCCAUAUCUUAUCAAAGAAAUCAUUUUGGUUGAUGAUUACAGUGACAACCCUGAAGACGGCACUUUACUAUCGAAGAUUGAGAAGGUCCGAAUUCUUCGAAACAACCGACGUGAGGGGCUAAUGCGUUCACGUGUCAGGGGAGCUGAUGCAGCACAAGCAGGCAUACUAACAUUUCUCGACAGCCAUUGCGAAUGCAAUGAACACUGGCUGGAACCACUUCUGGAGAGGGUAGUUGAGGAUAAGACCAGAGUGGUUUCACCAAUAAUUGAUGUUAUCAACAUGGACAACUUUCAAUAUGUGGGGGCAUCUGCUGAUCUAAAAGGCGGAUUUGACUGGAAUCUGGUCUUCAAAUGGGAUUACAUGACUCCAGAACAACGACGAGCUCGUCAGGGCAAUCCCAUCGGCCCCAUUAGAACGCCCAUGAUAGCUGGAGGUCUGUUUGUGAUGGAUAAGAGUUACUUUGAGGAACUUGGAAAAUACGACAUGAUGAUGGAUGUCUGGGGUGGCGAGAACUUGGAGAUUUCUUUUCGGGUAUGGCAAUGCGGAGGCACACUUGAAAUCAUUCCCUGCAGUCGGGUUGGCCAUGUAUUCCGCAAGCAGCAUCCCUAUACCUUUCCAGGAGGCAGCGGCACUGUUUUUGCAAGAAAUACACGCAGGGCAGCUGAGGUCUGGAUGGAUGAAUUCAAGAAUUUCUAUUAUGCAGCAGUGCCUUCAGCUCGCAAUGUACCAUUUGGCAACAUACAAAGCAGAUUGGAACUGAAGAAGAAAUUGGGCUGUAAACCAUUCAAGUGGUACCUAGAAAAUGUCUACCCUGAGCUACGGGUCCCUGAUCAUCAAGAUAUCGCCUUUGGAGCUUUGCAGCAAGGUUCCAAUUGCUUGGAUACAUUGGGUCACUUUGCAGAUGGUGUUGUAGGUGUCUACGAAUGUCACAAUGCAGGAGGAAAUCAGGAAUGGGCACUAACAAAGGACAAGUCAGUGAAACACAUGGAUUUGUGCCUUACUGUGGUGGACCGGGCAGCUGGUUCUCUCAUAAAGCUGCAGGGCUGCAGAGACAAUGACAGCCGACAGAAGUGGGAGCAAAUUGAGAACAACUCCAAACUGAGGCAUGUCAGCAGCAACUUGUGUCUCGACAGUCGGAAUACCAAAAGUGGAGGACUCACUGUGGAAGUCUGCAGUCCAUCCCUUUCACAACAGUGGAAGUUCACACUUAAUUUGCAGCAGUAACACAUCUGCAUUUUGGAACUUACAAAUGUGGACAAUAUUUAAAUUGGUAAAUCAAGUUUGCAUUCAACCAUAUACCUCGAUUUUUGAAAAAAAGUUCCAUUUUCCAUCUUAUCUUGAAUUACUGUAUCGAGUUUUUAAACUGGUGGAUUACUAUUUCUAUAUUUCUUUCUCAUGUAACUAAGUUCCUUCACCUUUUGAACUACAAUAGGACGGUACACAGAAUUCCAUCCCUGCAAGAACCAUUUCGGUUCUUCUGAUGAGGAAAUUUCUAAAAUAAGGAUUUCUGUUUUAUAGGAAAUGGCCUGCAGUAAUCACAAAAGCUGCUUAUCAGCAAGCACAUCAAACAUCCGAGUAUUUACAAGUGGUGGUGUCUGGUCUUGCAGUGCUUCAGAACUCACCUGUUCUUCAGUAUUCUUACUUUCUUUUUGUAUUGACCUUUUAUUCAGAUCUAAAUCUAUUGUGUUUAAUUUUCUGAUGUUUGUUUUUGUUGUGGAAUAUGCAGACUCCAGAUCUCAGUGUGGGAUGGUUUUGAUAACCCAGUGAGUAUUGCUUAAAGAGACAAAUAGUCAGAUAUAGGGAAAUGGGGCAGUAUCAAAGAAAUCCAGAGCCAGAGCCAGUUGCUGUGUGUCAAUUUUGGUAUCUCUUUAUUACGUGAAUCCCAGCACUUUUCUUAUUUCUUUGUGUCCUUAGGUUAGGAUGGGUGAGAGUUAUAACUUUCAGUUGCGAGGCACAAACAUGGCUAAAUGGUAAUGAAUGUCAACAAAGCCUGUUGACAAUUCAAAUAUAUUUUAUAUUUAUUAUGUAAGCAGCUGUGUGACUUAAUUGUUAUAUUACCAAGAUCGUUCCUUCUGUUUGAUUCUAGCCUGCAUUUGCUUGAAACCAUCCAAGAAUUCACUCACUGGCUUCUGCUGUAUUGACUUUUUCAAAGUGGAAUUUGAUUGGUGCCUUGUUUGUUCCAGGUUAGGUGAUUAUAAUAUAUCUUCAGCAGUGACGGUACUUUAUAUUUUGUUUUAUCUCAUGUUCAAAGGCAUAAGAGGAAUCCAUAAAGUAAGUGGCUAAGUAAAUUGAAAGCAAUAGCUGUUUUGGAGAAAUCAGGUCAUUUGCCUCUCAAGCUCACCUAUGCUAACAAGUUCUGCUUAAUAUCAAUUUUCUGUGAAGUCUUAUUUCAUUUAUAUUUAUUUGGUUUACCAAAUUGUUGGCUGUCUUGUCAGGUUACACUGUUAAGUUUUAAUGACCACAAUGCAAUAAAGGUGUCUGGCACUACCAGGAAUACUAAAGGAUGAUUCUCUCCGUAUGUGUGCAUCUCUCUCUCUCUCUCACACACACUCGCCUCUUUUCCCCAUAAGUUUGUUUAUGUGAAAGGGCCGACAGUGAUUUUGAGACUACCUUUCAUGAGCAGAGAGUAAAACUGUCGGGUUCAAGGUGGGAAGGUUAUACUGCUGCUGAAUGUAUCAAUUUUCAAUGUGUUUACAUGCCACAAUGUGCCAAAGUUCAUUUUGUAGAAGAGCUAUGUCCUUUCCAUUUAUAAUAGUCUUGAAACUUUAAAUAACAUUUUGUUCUAUUAGAAAACAUCCUCUUGGUCUUUACAACUCCCCAGAUAUGGAUGGAUUGGUGUUACAAUUCCACCAAUAUUUUAAUCUUCAAGGAACAUCAUUAGACUUAUUUUUGUUUUGAAGUGACUUGUGAUUCUGUUAAAUUCUUUCCCUACAUUCUCUCUCCCCCACCCCACAAGAAAAAGUAAUUGUUUCCAAUAUUUGUAAAGAGUAACAUUAUUCUUGUGCACAAUGCUGUCACUGUGGAGUAUUGGAAAACUUCCCCACAUCUUUUCUUGCUAUAAAGCAUGGUCUUGCUUAGUUUUAUAGGUGCGAUGGAAAGCAUCCUUGAAAAUGAAUCAACAGUAAUAAACUUGUGACCUUUAAAGUCCA
Molecule: messenger RNA, 3729 nt
Organism: Mobula hypostoma (lesser devil ray)
Lineage: Eukaryota; Metazoa; Chordata; Chondrichthyes; Myliobatiformes; Myliobatidae
Gene: galnt2
Product: UDP-N-acetyl-alpha-D-galactosamine:polypeptide N-acetylgalactosaminyltransferase 2
Exons: 16
Coding region: 119-1804 (561 amino acids)
Biological process (GO): protein O-linked glycosylation
Cellular component (GO): Golgi apparatus
Molecular function (GO): polypeptide N-acetylgalactosaminyltransferase activity
Source: RefSeq, a predicted model, not a curated record